Molecule: messenger RNA, 1954 nt
Organism: Chrysochloris asiatica (Cape golden mole)
Lineage: Eukaryota; Metazoa; Chordata; Mammalia; Afrosoricida; Chrysochloridae
Gene: SRL
Product: sarcalumenin
Exons: 6
Coding region: 8-1429 (473 amino acids)
Molecular function (GO): GTP binding
Source: RefSeq, a predicted model, not a curated record
AGUCACCAUGAGGGCGCUGGUUCUGCUCUGCUGCUUCGUGGCGUCUCUCCUUCUCUCAGGACAAGCAGAAGAGACGGAGGAUGUGAGUGAAGAAGCCGUAUUGCGUGAUCGCUCCCACAUUGAGAAAACUCUGAUGCUGAAUGAGGACAAGCCAGCUGAUGACUAUUCAGCGGUGCUGCAACGGCUUCGGAAAAUCUAUCAUUCAUCCAUCAAGCCCCUAGAGCAGUCUUACAAGUACAACGAGCUCCGGCAGCACGAGAUCACAGACGGGGAGAUCACAUCUAAGCCCAUGGUGCUGUUCUUGGGACCGUGGAGUGUCGGUAAAUCAACCAUGAUAAACUACCUCCUGGGCUUGGAAGAUACUCGCUACCAGCUCUACACAGGUGCUGAGCCCACCACCUCGGAGUUCACGGUCCUCAUGCAUGGGCCCAAGCUGAAGACCAUUGAGGGCAUUGUCAUGGCUGCUGACAGUACCCGCUCCUUCUCACCCCUGGAGAAGUUUGGUCAGAACUUUCUGGAGAAGCUGAUUGGCAUUGAAGUUCCCCAUAAACUUUUAGAGCGGGUCACUUUUGUGGAUACACCAGGCAUCAUUGAGAACCGCAAGCAGCAAGAAAGAGGUUACCCCUUCAACGAUGUGUGCCAGUGGUUCAUCGACAGAGCCGAUCUCAUCUUUGUCGUCUUUGACCCAACCAAGCUGGAUGUGGGUUUGGAGCUUGAGACGCUCUUCCGCCAGCUGAAGGGACGUGAAUCCCAGAUCCGGAUUAUCUUGAACAAGGCUGACAACCUGGCCACCCAAAUGCUGAUGCGGGUUUACGGUGCUCUCUUCUGGAGCUUGGCCCCGCUCAUCAAUGUCACGGAGCCCCCAAGGGUCUACGUCAGCUCCUUCUGGCCACAAGACUACAAGCCCGACACCCACCGGGAACUGUUUCUCAAAGAGGAGAUCUCCCUGCUGGAAGACCUGAACCAGGUGAUUGAGAACAGGCUGGAGAACAAGAUUGCCUUCAUCCGCCAGCAUGCUAUUCGGGUCCGCAUCCAUGCCCUCUUGGUUGACCGCUAUCUGCAGACUUACAAGGACAAAAUGACCUUCUUCAGUGAUGGGGAACUGGUCUUUAAGGACAUUGUGGAAGACCCCGAUAAGUUCUACAUCUUCAAGACCAUCCUGGCAAAGACCAAUGUCAGCAAAUUUGACCUUCCCAACCGUGAGGCCUACAAGGACUUCUUUGGCAUCAACCCCAUUUCCAGUUUCAAACUACUCUCCCAGCAGUGCUCCUACAUGGGUGGUUGCUUCCUGGAGAAGAUUGAGCGGGCCAUCACCCAUGAGCUUCCUGCCCUCCUGGGCAGCCUUGGGCUAGGGAAGAACCCAGGUGCUCUGAACUGUGACAAAACAGGGUGUGGCGAAACUCCAAAGAAUCGCUAUAAGAAACACUAGAUUGUUGUGGAGCCGUUCUCCAGCUGUUCUUGGUGAAUGAGCAUGCGUCCUGUCUGUCUGAGAAGUCUUGGUUUAUUAACCCUUUGAGCCACACUGGCAAGGAUUCAGCAUUGGAGAGUUGGGAGUUAAUUGAGGCCAGUGAUAGGGGAAAGAACAUGACCAGGGAGGAAGGGGAGUGGACACUGUGAAUCAUACUGUGCUUGUCUUGUUGCUUCUGUUAGGAGGCCUGAUUGGGGAGAGUCAGACCACACAGCUGCUUUCUAGGGCCUUCUCCAGGAGGGACAGAGAGCAGCUACCUUCAAGUUUGUACUGAAAUCAUGAGGGUCAUAAAAGCAGCUGAAAUUCCUUUUCCUUAUGAGUUAGGACGGUAGUGAAGACCCAGGGUUCUACAGGGCUCUUUGGUCUGUUUCUGUUUUCUUCCAUACGCAGUCUCUCUUUGUUCCCAGUCUUCUCCUCUUCAGCCUCCAAAGUUCAGGUUGGCUUUCAACUGUGGACAGUGUCUUGGGUCUGACUCUCCCUGGGUUU